CCGGCUUCUUUCUUUUCUCUCCGAUGCCGCUGUAGUGAACAACAGACGCUUGUGGCUGGGCUGCAUGGAGGCACCGGGAGGGGCUGGAAGCCCAGAGCUAAACAAAGACAUCCAGAAGCUGAUGAAGCCCUCCAGCUCCGGAGAUCUCUCCAGGGAUCCAUUCCAGCCCCCUGCGGCCGAAGAGGAAGGAGCUCUGACAGGACACACUGCUGCUAGCCUACUGCACAUCGCUGAGAGGAGACGCGAGUACCGGGAGCCCUUGAGCAGUGUGUCUUCGUUGGAGGUCCACUUUGACCUCUUGGAUCUGACAGAGUUGACGGACAUGUCUGACCAGGAGCUAGCAGAGGUUUUUGUCGACUCUGAUGAAGAGAACCACAACGAGUCCUCAGCAGGUUCCCACCAGCCUGUGCUGCAGAAGACUGGCUACAUGCGCUCCCCCUCAUGGACACGCAGCAGUAAAGCAGAGACGCAGAGAGAGAGGAAACACCACAGCGACUCGGACACCAUGGAGCCCUUAAUGAAACUGGAGAGGUCCAAACAACCCUGA
This is a messenger RNA of Periophthalmus magnuspinnatus, 547 nucleotides long. It is a transcript of the gene dbndd1, whose product is annotated as dysbindin domain containing 1. Gene Ontology annotation, cellular component: cytoplasm. NCBI's taxonomy places the organism in Eukaryota, Metazoa, Chordata, Actinopteri, Gobiiformes, Gobiidae. Bases 65 to 547 code for a protein of 160 amino acids. Gene Ontology annotation, biological process: negative regulation of protein kinase activity. The transcript has 4 exons. The record is from RefSeq and is a predicted model, not a curated record.